This is a messenger RNA of Annulohypoxylon maeteangense, 1349 nucleotides long. RefSeq names its product phosphoglycerate mutase-like protein. Gene Ontology annotation, molecular function: phosphatase activity. Gene Ontology annotation, cellular component: cytoplasm. Lineage: Eukaryota; Fungi; Ascomycota; Sordariomycetes; Xylariales; Hypoxylaceae. The record is from RefSeq and is a predicted model, not a curated record. The coding region runs from base 401 to 1189 and encodes 262 amino acids. The transcript has 2 exons.
CCAAUGUUUGACGCCUAUAAAGCUCACUGCGUGUACCUUUGAAACCUCAUCGUCGAGUUUUCCGAUCUUCGGGCAACUACAAAUUUCAUUGACUUUUGAGAGUUAAAGACGGGCAUUUCUCCUUUAUCGGAUACAUAUUGACAUAUAGUUUAGACAAACUGGUCCUAGACUCCAGACGAUCCAACCCAAUCAGAGUUUCCACAACGGCUCGUGGCUCAGCGUAAUCGGGUCUCAAGCAGUCAUCCAUCUGUGGUUCAGGACAAGCGGUACGUAUGCAUCCAAGGAACGCAUAGAUCCGACAUUAACGAGUUGAAAAUAGAUAUAUACCCCCCAACACCAUCACUUUCUCCUCAGCAGGGUUCUCUAGUUCCAAAGCACGUUACUAGAUCCCUUCACUACAAUGGCGCCAAUUAUUCACCUCGUACGACACGCUCAGGGGUUUCACAAUCUCUGUGUCGAAAACCAGAAAUUACCGGACCCGGACUUGACUCCGCUAGGCAUCACUCAGUGCGAGGAACUCUGCAAGAAGUUCGACGCUCAUGACAAAAUCACCCACCUUGUUGCCUCCCCUAUUCGGCGGACGCUGUGGACUUGCCUACGCUCCUUUGACCCGGUAGUGAAAUCCGGCAUGAAGGUAAUCGCUCUGCCGGAUGCCCAGGAGAUCUCAAACUUUCCCUGUGAUAUUGGCUCAGAGCCCGAGAAGCUGCAGAAGGAGUUUGAUGACUUGGUAGAUUUACACUUGGUUCAGAAAGGUUGGAAUGAUAAGUCGACCGGAAGCAAAUACUAUCCUUCUCCAAUCAACCUCGAAACGAGGUCGCGGGAGGUCAGGAUAUUCCUUAGGGACUUGGCGAACAAAGCUGGGGAAGAUGCGCAGAUUGUUCUCGUUACCCAUGGUGGUAUCCUUCAUUUCCUAUCUCAGGAUUGGGAUGACGUUAAUCUAGAGAGAGGCACUGGCUGGCAGAACACCGAGCAUCGCACAUAUCAAUUCAAGGAUCCGACUGGCCAAGAUCCCGAAGCAUGCCUAAAGGAGACCCAACAAAGUCGGCGACGUCGGCGAGGAAGUGUGAUUAGUCUCACUAUGAUGGAGAAGGUUCAGAUACGACAAGCCUACGAGGCUCUUAUCGAUGAGAUAACUCAAGAAAAUGGAAACAAUAAAGCAAUCAAAUCCGAGGAGGCCGUAAGCGUCUAGCCUUAGGAGAUUUGGAUAGGGGAUGCAAGCAAGGCCUUACCUGAUAAGGUUUAGUUGAGAGCAUGGGAUACAAUCAUUGGCCGUUUAAGACUCGGUAUAUUAACUCUCGCUUAGUGUAGGCAUAGGUAUUUAGUUCAGUGUACUAUUCAUAGAUCACCAG